CUGAAAUUUUUGCUUGCUGGAUUGCCUUUUAUCAUUUUAAUUUUAUCAAUUUUUUUUGAAGAAUUUAUUUCUUAAAGAGGAAUCCCCACUGCUGCCCUUGACAGAUCAUCAUCCAUGUGACAAUACACCAAAUCUCUUUCCAUUUUCCCUUUUUUAUGUUUCGGGGUUUUUGGCCCUUUGUUGUCAUCAACAAUACUAUUUUAUUUAUACAAUAGAUUCUUAUUUGAGAGAGGCAAAAAGAGGUGGGGAAAUUAUAUUGUAAUUGUGGGUUGUGAUUUGUGAAUAUGUGAUAAGAGUUUCUAUUACUUUCUUGAGUUUUUUUUUUUUUUUUUGGCUUGCUGCUUUGGAACCCCUUUUAGGUUGUUGCCAACCACAUCAUUCUUUUUCCUUUUCUUGUCCACUUCUUCUUUGCCUCUUCCCAUUAUACAUUUCCAUUUUGCAUAUACCAAAAUAGUACUACUACUAAUCUACUUACUAUUAGCCUACCUGUGUACUCUAAAAGCUGAUCAUUUUCUCAGUUCCAGCAGAUCAUUCAUCAUCAUCAGCUUCAUCCAUGGCUACUGAACCUGUUUUAUCAGAUCCUCCUACUGCUCCUACUCCAACCCUUGAGCAAGUUGAUAAUGAUGUGAAAGAAGAGGUGAAGUUAGUUCAACAGGAAGGUGAAGGAAAACCAGAGGAAAAGGUUGUGGAGGAGAAACCAAGUGAGGAGGUUAAAGUUGAGGAAGAAGAAGAACCAACAAAAACUGAGGAGCCAGUAAGUGUACCAGUCACUUCUGAUGAACCAAAAGAGGAGGUUGAGGAUAAGCACAUUGAGCCGCCUCCGGCAACCAAAGAAAUUAAGAAACCUGAUGAGUCCCCUGUUGUAGAUGUUGUUAGUACUGAUACUCAGGAAUCUGUAGAUGACUCUGUUCCGAAAACAGAGGAGCUGGCAACACCACAAGAAGAACCUGCUAAAGCAGCCGAGGAAGGAGAAAAGGUUGAGGAACAGCCGAAGGAGGUUGAUAUUCCGGCCGAGCCAGCAGCAGUUGAGGAAAAGGUGGAGCAAGUGGCCGAACCGGUGAGUGAUGCAGCGGAAACGAAGACAGAGCAAGUGGAGGAGGCUGCAGAGAAAGUUGAUGCCCCUGAAUCAGUGCCUGAGGUGAUUGAGGCCAAAGAGGAGGAAGUAGCUGAAAAACCUGUUGCGGAUGAAGCACCAAGUGAAACUGUUGAGACAAAAGUGGAGCAAGUAGAAGAACUGGAGAAGGGUCUCGACAUUCCUGAAUCAGCUCCUGAGGUUGUUGAACAGAAAGAGGAACAAGCUGCACCAUUAUCAGAAGAAGUUCAGGUUUCAGCUGCCCCUGAAGCCGAGGAUAUCAAAGAACAGACUGAGACUGAAGCUCCAGUAGUUGAGCCUGAAGAGAAAACUGAAGUUGAAGCGAUUAAAGGUGAAGGAGUUCCAUCUGAUGCAGUUGAAACUCCAACAGUGGUGGAAUCAACUGCUACUGAAAGCGUAGAAGUUCCCCCGGCUGAAAUCCCAGAAAAGAUUGAGGAAAAAGAAAGUGAAUUGACCGCGGCGCCUGAAACUGAGGGGACUGAAGAAAAACCGGAAAAGACUGAGGAAAAGGAAGAGAAAGCCAGCAUUGUUGAGGAAGUUGCACAACCCGAAGCGAAAGAGGCAGAACCCGUUACCGAUUCCAUUCCAACUCCUGCAGUUGCGGAAGAAGUCCUGGAAAAGGAAACCACUUCCAGAGACAUUGAACUUCCUACUACUAAUGUGACUUCAGCCGAAACCGAAAAAGAUGCAGAGGUUGAGAAGAAAGUGGAUGUAGAGGAACAAGCCCAGAAGACUGAAACAGCUGAAGCAAAACCAGAGGAAGCAGCAGAGGCAAUCAAAGACGCCGAAAAGCCGGAUGCUCCUCCAGUUGAAGUUGCCAGGGAAUUAGGAGAUGAGGACUUGAAGACUAAAAAAGAAGAGGCUCCUAAAGAAGAAGUUCCAGUGAAGAGUAAGAAUUCGGGCAACAUUCUAUCAAAGAUGAAGCACACCCUAGUCAAAGCUAAGAAAGCAAUCAUUGGGAAAUCCCCAGCAAAAACACCAGUCCCUGAAAGCAAAGAGGAGGUCAAAAGCAGCUGAGUAAAAAUUGAUUCCAGUGACCGUGAACAUAAAAGAGGAAUGGAAAUGGAUACUGUAGAAAAGAGUAAAGAAGGGAGUAAGUUCCUUUUCGUGUGUGAAUUAUAUUUGUCAUUCUUUUCAGAUUGGUUUUAUUUUGUUUUGGUAUUUUACUAGUGGAGUUCCAAAAAAAUUAUUCAUUGCUAGAGAGGGAAGAUUGUGUACUAGUAUUUUGUUUGUUCUGUGUUUUUAGUGUGUAUUUUGGUUUGAGAAUAUGGAUGAGCUUAAUUAAAAGUCAAUUUGUUGAGGUGUUGUGUAUAUAGAUAUGUAAGUAAAACUGUGAAUACUAUUUUGCCUAUUGAACUUGCCAGUGGUAACAUUCAUUACAAGCACUUUAUUUACCGAAAAUAAGAAUGAAUUCCUAUGAAUAGAC
Messenger RNA from Oldenlandia corymbosa var. corymbosa, 2519 nucleotides. Lineage: Eukaryota; Viridiplantae; Streptophyta; Magnoliopsida; Gentianales; Rubiaceae. The record is from the annotation of a GenBank genome assembly.